CGUGGCUCAUGACUUUUAUUUUUAUAUUUCAUCGACGUCACCACUUUUAUGGGUCACGGUUUUUUGAGUUUAUGCAACGACGAAGAGUCAAAGGCCAGAACUUCCCACAUCUUGAGGAAUAUUUGAUGCUAUGAUGGUGAUUGUUGCUAUUGUUGAACAUGCCAGGCUGUUGAUACCUGAAAGAAACGGGACAUUAUAACUCUUCGUUGCUGGUCGGUGGGGUCGUAUUGUAUCUACUGGUGACGGACAAUAUGGAUCCUACAGAGUACCUCCUUGACAACGGCUGGCUGCCGUUGCCCGUGAUCCGCAUCGGCAUCAGGAGACAGCUGGCGCAGCGCGUGAGGAUGAUCAAGGCGGAAUCAAUGUCCGAGGCGUACGACCGGAAGAUGUCUUACGUGGCGACUUUACGCCAACGGCCCAUAGCUGUUGAGGUUGACAAGGCAAACACCCAGCACUAUGAGGUCGGCACGUCGGUGCUCCAGGCCUGUCUCGGUCCCCUCAUGAAGUACUCGAGCUGUCUGUAUCCGACCGGCGACGAGACCCUGGCCCAAGCCGAGGUCGCCAUGCUCGAGACCUACGUCCAAAAGGCGGACCUCAAAGACGGCCAGGACAUCCUCGACCUGGGCUGCGGAUGGGGUAGUACCUCGCUGUACCUGGCCGAAUUGUUCCCCAACGCCAACAUCACGGCGUUUUCAAACUCACGCACGCAAAAGCUGUAUAUCGAUGAGCAAGCCAGAACAAAAGGCUUGACGAACCUGAAAGUCGUCACGGGCGACGUGGUGACGUACGAGUUCGCGCCAGACUCCUUCGACAGGGUAGUCUCGAUCGAGCUGUUUGAGCACAUGAAGAACUAUAGCUUGCUCAUGAAGAAAAUCGCGCGUGCACUGAGACACGGUGGGAAGCUGUUCGUGCACAUCUUCAGUCACAAGGACUCGCCGUAUGAUUUCGAGGAUGGCUGGAUGAGUACCCAUUUCUUCACGGGAGGUACGAUGCCUUCGGCCGAUCUGUUGCAUUUCUUUCAGGACGAUCUCACGCUGAGGAAACAGUGGUGGGUCAGUGGGAAACACUAUGCAAAGACUUGUGAGGAUUGGCUGAGCAAGAUGAAUGCCAGCAGAAAUGAUAUUUGGCCGGGCCUGAGGGAGACAUAUGGCAAACAAAAUGCGGCCAUGUGGUUCUACCGCUGGCAAAUAUUCUAUAUGGCGUGCGCAGAGCUUUUCGCGUGGGACGGUGGUGACGUUUGGGGAGUAAGCCAUUACUUGUUCGAGAAGAUUGGUGAUGGGAAGCAGGGCGAGUAUCUGGAGCAUUGACAUCACGGGCUUUAAAGAUCUUUGUAUUCCAUCUUGAAGGUAGUUGUCAUGAUGCCGCAGAAGGCGAGAUAUCGCCUUUCCUCAGCCGGGAAUCCUCUGGAAUUUCGAGGCCAUCUCUUUUUCAGAACAUAAA
This is a messenger RNA of Exophiala oligosperma, 1440 nucleotides long. RefSeq lists its product as uncharacterized. Bases 252 to 1307 code for a protein of 351 amino acids. The transcript is spliced from 2 exons. NCBI's taxonomy places the organism in Eukaryota, Fungi, Ascomycota, Eurotiomycetes, Chaetothyriales, Herpotrichiellaceae. The record is from RefSeq and is a predicted model, not a curated record.